AUGUUUAGAAGGUUUUUCCACAAGUCUGUUAGAAGAGCGGUCAAUCCGCUUGUUGAGGAGGUUGAAAGGGCCGUGAAGGCCAAAUAUUCACCCCCAAAGACAACUAUGGGUUUGACGGUGGCCAAAGUUGCGAUCCCAGCACUGAUCUUGGUCACGGGCUAUGUCUCCUUCAACACGUACCAAUCAAAGCCGGCAUUUUUCCCACUGAUCUACUCCAACAAGGUGCCUUUCUACAGAUCGGAGGACCACAAGAUCAUUGACACAGACAAAUUGAAACAACACAGCAAAGAGGCCCUGCUUUCGAAGCUUUCCAUGAAUCGUACCAUCAGGGAAACAUUGGGAUUACCGUUGCAGCUGGGCGAUUUCGACAAGUUCGAUGUGAGCAUUGAGUAUGCAAACAAAGUGUUUGAAGGUGUGGAGCUCGACUUCACCAAAAGAUGGUUCCCGCCAGAGAUCAGAUGGACCCACAAACAGGUGAUUCCCAAGUUUAAGGAUAACCUCAACGGACUUCUGGAGCCGCUGACGCCAGACGGUGCGCUGGGACUCGAUUCUGUCGAGAACCACUACGGUGGCAACGUGCGAGAUUACAAUAUUAUUGUUUCUGGCGUGGUCGAGGCACGGUGUCCGUUGGACGGCGUUUCCGAUGAGGUCGACUCGGGACUCGCCCAGAUCGCGUUCCGCGGGAUCAUUGAGUUUGACCACAUAAAAACCAUCAAAACCGACAAGAUCGUGCUUUCUUACCGGUCGAACGGCCGCCCUGUUGAGCGUUCUGUCGACACCUGA
Molecule: messenger RNA, 783 nt
Organism: Ogataea philodendri
Lineage: Eukaryota; Fungi; Ascomycota; Pichiomycetes; Pichiales; Pichiaceae
Exons: 1
Coding region: 1-783 (260 amino acids)
Source: RefSeq, a predicted model, not a curated record